This is a messenger RNA of Halichondria panicea, 2646 nucleotides long. RefSeq names its product cyclin-F-like. Gene Ontology annotation, cellular component: centrosome; cyclin-dependent protein kinase holoenzyme complex; cytoplasm. NCBI's taxonomy places the organism in Eukaryota, Metazoa, Porifera, Demospongiae, Suberitida, Halichondriidae. Gene Ontology annotation, biological process: mitotic cell cycle phase transition; regulation of cyclin-dependent protein serine/threonine kinase activity. The record is from RefSeq and is a predicted model, not a curated record. Gene Ontology annotation, molecular function: protein binding; cyclin-dependent protein serine/threonine kinase regulator activity. The transcript has 10 exons. Bases 135 to 2552 code for a protein of 805 amino acids.
UAUAAUAAUAGUGUUCGAAUUUUUCCCAAGCUUCUUACAAACUUUUUAGUCGCCUCACUUAGAGCCUGUUCUCACCUAUUUUACUCUCACUCUGUCAAAUAAGAGACAUUCUACGAUAGAAAAAAUAAUUGAACAUGGCAAGUACAGGUACGUCAAUUCUCUCUGAAAGCCUCAACACUAGCUGUAUGAGCAACUACGAGUGGCAGUACCAGCUAGAAGAUCUCCCUAACGAGCUACUGACUCUUAUCCUAGGAUACCUACCGCUGCCGGACCUCGCUAAAACCCGUUUGGUAUGCUCAAGACUGCAGAAGCUAGUGGAUGACAAUGGCUGCAGACACCUCUGGGCCCGUGCUACACUAGAGGGUGACUGUCUCUGGCUAACCAACGAGAACAAGACCCUCAUACAAAGAGCUGCUGAGCAUGGCAAUGUGGAGGCUCUCAUCAUGUUGGCUGUGGCCCACCUCUACAGUGAAGGAGUUUCUGAAGGCUCUGGCAAAGGAACAUACGAGGCGACCAAUGGGAUUAAGGCGACAGAGCACCUGAUCCGAGCGGAGCAGCUCACCCCUCACAUCCCUCCCUUCUCCUGGGUGCUCUUCCGACCACCAUGGGCCUCCAACAGCAUGUGCUGUAAGGCGUGUGUCUGUCAGAGAAUGAAGGACCAUUGUGCCAGCUUUGACACUGACUCCACUGGACUACACUACUGUAUUGGGAAAGUGCUUGGUUUCCAUGAUGAUGCGGCCGAAGUGGCAGAUGCCACUCAGUGGUUCGAACAAGGCUCUCAGGCAGGUUGCAUCCACUCCAAACUGGAAACGUGGAGAAGAACUCACAAGAAAAAACUUUUGGCGGAAUCCCUGGAGCCACUUCGUGAGCUCAGAACGACUGUGUCCCAGGCGAGCUUCCCCUCGUCCCUACUGAGUGCCCAACUGGAGCUAUGCUCUGCCUAUGUUAGAGGAUUCUAUGGUGGUCACAGCAGGACAGAGGCGAUGGGUUUUGUGAGGGAAGUGUUUGGACAGGCCAAAGCUGUGCUCUGGGAGCGUGUGUACCAGCUACAGGAGAACAUGUCCCACAAUGUCAGAUACAUCCUAAUCGACUGGAUUAUCGAAGUUGCUGGCAUGAAAUCGUUCUCUCCCCAAACAGUUCACUUAGCUGUCAGCAUUAUCGAUCGCUAUCUACUCCAACGCACCAUUCCUCGCUCAAAGCUGCAGCUGCUCGGGAUCACUGCUCUCCUAUUGGCCGCUCGCUGGAGUAGUGAGUUCAUUCUGACAGUGCGAGAGGCGUCGUGGUUGACUGAGGAGACGUAUCAGUAUGAGGACGUGGUGAGAAUGAUGGGAGGACUCGUGGCCACCUUCAAGGGGGAGGUCAAGAAGGAGAUGAUCACUGACUACCUGGACGUGGUGCUGGACCUGGUGGAGGCAGACUCCUCCACUAGGAACAUGACCUACUACCUCUCAGAGUGUCUGCUCCUCCACGCACGCUUUGGACGCUACUCAGCCUCACAUCUUGCUGCUGCCUGUCUCCUGGAGGCAAGGAUACUCCUCGGAGUAGAGUUCCCCUGGCCUCAGAGGAUGGUAGAGGCUACUGGCUUUGCUGUGAGUGGCCUAAAGCGAUGUUGUCUGGCCAUCUAUGAUGAGUGUCUCACUGACAAGAACUUGAUACUGGACUACCGCAAGGUCAAGCUGGAGUCAGUCACUGCUAGGUAUGCCAGUGACACAUUUGGAGGCAUCAGCAAACACAAGCCAAUGUCGUACGCCGAGUUCAAGGAACAAUUAGGAAUGCAUCCGGACGCAUCUUUACAGCUCUUCACACCCACCCCCAAACCACAUCGCCAUAGCAGCAAACGGGAUAAGCUCCUCUCAUUCCUAUCCGACAACUGCUACCUCAACCAAGUAUCUCCAACACUCAGCUCCGAUUCCAGCACCAAUUGUUCAGAUAUCGGUGAUGACCAAUUGAGCUACCCUUCAGAGGAAUCGCAAUCCCCGAAUCAAGUUCAUUUCAGUGCCUCAGAACUCGAUGCCAUUUCUUCUCCGUAUAGUUCUUCCUACUGCUCUAUCACAAUUAACCCCACUGGCUCUGGAUUCCCACAACCGAUAUUUGACAAUGACGAAUCUGCUCUCUCUAGCCCACCAAAUCGAAGCCUUAAGAGGAUAAAUGUGUCUGUUUUCAAACCCCUGGCUUGUGCUGAUAAAGACAAAACAAGUGAGCACAUGGAAACCGAAGACACUCUAUUCUCCCAGUGCAAUGGAGCUGAAGACACUCCUCUCGAUAUGCGAGCACUCACCACUGGUCUAGUUGGCCCCACCCCGACCUCAAUGCAAGGCUCUGAAGAAACACUCAUGAAUUCUCCGAAUGGCUGCCAUUCUGUAACAAGUAAACAAUUCUCGAAAACUUUCAAAUCAUUCGAAGAGCCAGAAAAACCAAAUACAAGAGUUGCACUUCAGUCUGUUGAGAACAAUAUUCCAUCACCAUCGUUUGGAGGCAAGGUUAACAGGAAAACAGACUCUGAAAGUGGCUUGAGAAAUGUUGGUUUUAGGACAUACUCGUUUAGGAAUUAACUCAAUGACAGUUAGGUAUACCACAAUGUACAUGUGUUUGUGCGUCUUUUUCUUGUGUUCUUUACUGUAUAAUUAAGUAUGGAGAGCUUCCAAA